ACUAUAGAGAACACUUUUUCAAUACAAAAAAACCGGUUGCAACGUGACAAUGUCGGUUGGGCGGAACCAGUUCGUCUUUGGCAUCCAGAACCGUGUGAUACAGUCUCGAUUGUUGGAAGUGCGCGACUUAACCUUGACAAAGGCAAAGGAGAUCGCAUUCGGAAUGGAAAUGACUCAUCGUGGAACCGAUGAAAUGCACAACUCACGUAAAAAAAGUGAGGUUCAGUACAUCGAGCAUGGAGCAAACAAAACUAAAAAAUGUUUCCAGUCAUCGAGCCAAGCCAGUUCCAGUCAAAGUUUUGGUCGCCUGUCGAACAAGCAGAAUGCUGGAAAUAAACGAUGUUAUCGUUGCGGGGAUCCUGACCACUACGCAGACAAAUGCAAACAUAAAGCUACGAUCUGCAAAUACUGCAAGAAAGCGGGGCACCUUGAGAGGAUGUGUCUCACCAAGACCAACGAGAAGGGGACGGAUGACGCACAUCACCUGGAGGAGCAGCCGUGUGUUAUGAAGGAUGUGUUACACCUGAACGCGAUCCAAGGUAUUGCUGGGUCAGCGGACUUGCCGGUGGACCAAAGGUUGCGUCGUUCUCUGCGGACCAUCAAGCCUUCGCAAAGGCUCAACCUAUAACAACAACGAAUCUAUUUUGCGCGGAAGAGCUGUUAUAUCUGAGCUACACUUCUGGCAGCACUGGAGCUGUCAUACGCUAUUCCCCAUACACACCGUGGUAUGAACAACUAUCUUCUAUACACAUCGUGGUAUGAAUAGCUAGAUUCUAUAUACACUGCGAUCGCUUCCUCCUACCGUUCUACGACACUUGAAGAAGAGAAGCCGAACUACUCGUAUAUAUUUAGAUAUAGAACAGUUGUACGCUUUACUUCAUUGCGGUUCCGCUUCACAUACAACAAGUACGUUACUAGAAUAAGUGAACGGACAUCCAAACACAACACACACUCUACUAGCAGUCAUGGAUGACCGAUGUUUAAGGAAUCAUUUCUAUCAUUUUAUCUGCCAUCUCCGCCAGCUUUGAAAGACUUCCAUCGUGGAUGCUAAGU
This is a messenger RNA of Anopheles merus, 1053 nucleotides long. RefSeq names its product protein lin-28 homolog A-like. Bases 50 to 628 code for a protein of 192 amino acids. The record is from RefSeq and is a predicted model, not a curated record. Lineage: Eukaryota; Metazoa; Arthropoda; Insecta; Diptera; Culicidae. Gene Ontology annotation, molecular function: zinc ion binding; nucleic acid binding. The transcript has 2 exons.